This is a messenger RNA of Cordyceps militaris CM01, 2484 nucleotides long. RefSeq names its product Spindle pole body interacting protein. Gene Ontology annotation, cellular component: plasma membrane. Gene Ontology annotation, biological process: actin cortical patch localization. The coding region runs from base 1 to 2484 and encodes 827 amino acids. Lineage: Eukaryota; Fungi; Ascomycota; Sordariomycetes; Hypocreales; Cordycipitaceae. The record is from RefSeq and is a predicted model, not a curated record. The transcript has 3 exons.
AUGACAACGACGGUCGGUCAUUCAAAUCCCAAGCCUGCCAUCACGACCCUCUCCAACAGCUCCGCUUCGUCCAUUCCUCGCCAGACCUCCCUUUCGUCCUUUCCCUCGUCGCGACCGCCUUCUCAAGCAUCUCACUCCUCUCGGCCCCUCCGAUCACCGCAUCGACAGAUGAAUGAAAACGAUCGGACUUCGGACCCAGACCUGCGGUCCAAAACCUCGUCGCUUGAACACUCCUCGCAACAUUCGUCUCUCUCCGCCCCGCGACGCUUAAAUGCCGACGCUCAAAAUUCCAGGAGGCUGCGCCCCCAGUACCCUCAGGGGUCUAGCGAUAACCAUGUAGAAUAUAUCCUGGUCGCCUCCUUCGACAUUGAUCGGGGUCCUGUCAUGGAGCAUCAGUACCCCGUUGCCAUUACUGGAGACGAAAACAUGUUGGCGGAGCUCAUGCUUCCAGAUCAAGCGCACGCCAGAAAUCAGGACUGGACCAUAUUUUUCUUGCACAAGGAUAUGACCGACGAGGAGGAAGACGAGGAACGAAAACGCAAAGAGAGGCGGCGAAGACGGCGGCGCAAGCGUAGAGCGCUCGCGGCUGGUAUUGUUCCUUCAAGUCAAGAUGACGAAACACAAGACAGCGACGACGAAUAUGACGAUGCCGACGACGACGACGAUGAUGACGAUGACAGCGACACAGAGCCCGAGGGCGGUGAGGGCCCUCCCCUCAUAUACGUACUGAACCUGGUCAACACAAAGCAUGACAAGACUGUGAAACGUGGUGCUGUUGUGAAAGCUAUGGCCAUUUGUACAAGACACCCGUUCUUACACAUUUACAAGCCACUGCUUCUCUUGGCUCUCGAGGAGUAUUUCAAAUCCCCUGUUCCGGAAACACUAUCUAUGCUUUACGAUGCUGUCAAUGCAAUGGAUCUCUCUCUUAUGCCAAAGCUCAGCUUGCUCGAACGACACCUCCUCCUUGGGAGUGAGAACCGAGAUCUUUUUGUGGAAAAGUUCGAGCGCAUGAUCCAGAUACGGAUGUCCGAGGAUCGGGGAGAAAAAACCAAUGGCAACGGUGAUCAUCACACAGAAGUGUCUCGAAAAGGCACCAAAGCUCACAUAGAGGUCGGUAGCCAGUCAGCCUACUCGGUACCACGCGAUACCCACGAGUUUGAGAGCCACGUCAUGUACAAGGGCAUUCCAAUUCCCAUCAAAGUUCCUACAGCGGUGAUGCCAGAGACAGUCGGAGACUUUUCUCUGGUCAAGCUUAUCCAGAACUUCUCGGAACAUCAUGGGAAGUCGCCUCAACCGUUUGCGAUUCACCCACACCUUACAACCAGUGGUGCUAAUACGCAUCCCAUUAUCAUCUUAAUUAAUGGGCUACUAACACAAAAGCGCAUUAUCUUUCUUGGACACAACAUGCCCUCUGGCGAAGUAGCUGAGGCCGUUUUAGCAGCUUGUGCUCUUGCUUCGGGUGGUGUUUUGCGUGGCUUUACGCGUCAUGCGUUUCCAUACACUGAUCUCACAAAGAUUGACGAUCUUCUGAAUGUUCCUGGAUUUAUUGCGGGCGUAACGAAUCCGACAUUUGAACUACACCCAGAGUGGUGGGACAUACUUUGCGACUUGCCUUCUGGACGCAUCAAGAUCAGUAGCAAGAUUGAGCCAGCUCCUAUAACAGAAGGACUGGUUUACUUCCAACAGCAAAAUCCAGCACUGGCCACCACUGCUAGCGGCACUGUCAACGUCAGCAGUGCCCAUGACCUGACCGGUGACCAGGCAUUCAUGGCUGAUAUUUUGCGGAGUAUCGCAGCUCGGCAUGGCGAACGAACGGUGCGAGCAAAAUGGCGUGAUUGGGUCCUCAAAUUCACGAGAAUAUCAGCGCAGUUUGAAGAAAGUGUCUAUGGCGCGAGCGCUCUGUUUGUCGGCACUGAGGAGCAGAAUAUGCUUCCACCUGGAGCGACGGGCCAUGGCUACGUAUGGUCAGAUGACGCGGCCAAAAAUAAGGAGUUGGCUGGAAAUGUGACUCGAAUCGAAGGAUGGCGCAAUACUCGCAGCUACUACAGCUUCAUUCAGGAUCUUGCACAGGUAUACACUGUGCGCCCGCUCAAGGGCCUUGAUCUCGCGCACAUGCAUGACCGACUGCGGAUGCAGCGACUGAACCCUUCUCAGAGCCGCGACAUCUACCUCACCCUGUCCAAAUAUAUCCACUCGUAUGACGAGAUUUGCCUGUUCCUCUCGGUCGCUCCCGAGUCGCACGCCGGGUUGUUUUACAUUGCCCUAGGUCUGUUUCACAAAGAAAAGGACGUUCGGCUGAAGACGACGGAUCUGCUCGGACGAAUCGCGGAGCAUGAAGCUGGGCAGCACUGGUGGAAGAGCCUGAGCAGAUUUGAGAAGCUGGCCUUUGACCGCAUUCGAAGGGAAGCCGACGCGGAAAUGCGAGCACAGCUAGAAAAGGAUGGCCUCAGCCCUGUGCUUGAGAGGAACGUGUUUAGCUAUUGA